Molecule: messenger RNA, 3684 nt
Organism: Ictalurus punctatus (channel catfish)
Lineage: Eukaryota; Metazoa; Chordata; Actinopteri; Siluriformes; Ictaluridae
Gene: micall2b
Product: mical-like 2b
Exons: 17
Coding region: 244-2778 (844 amino acids)
Molecular function (GO): protein binding
Source: RefSeq, a predicted model, not a curated record
GUUUGGUGGUGAAGUCGCGGCUCUGCUCUGCUCUGCUCGGCUCUGCUCGGCUCGGCUCUGCUCUGCUCGCGGUGAGGGUUGAAGCUCAGACCUCCAGCCUCAUGUGGAUGUUGUUGGUCAUCAGCUCCGCGUUAGUCGUCGUGUUUUGGGCUGACUGAGUGAGUGAGUGAGUGAGUGUGUGUGUGUGUGUGUGUGAGAGAGAGAGAGAGAGAGAGAGAGAGAGAGUGUGUGCGCGCGCGCGCCAUGGCAGCGGUGAAAGCUCUUCAGCAGUGGUGUAAGAUCCAGUGUGAAGGUUACAGAGAUGUUUCCAUCACCAACAUGACCACCUCGUUCAGAGACGGACUGGCGUUCUGCGCUCUCAUCCACAAACACAGACCCGAUUUAAUAGACUUUGACUCCUUGAAAAAAGGAAACGUUUACGACAACAACCACCUGGCGUUCCGGGUGGCCGAGGAGCAGCUGAGCAUUCCUGCUCUGUUGGACGCAGAAGACAUGGUGGCUCUGAAAGUUCCGGAUCGUCUCAGCAUCCUCACCUACGUCUCUCAGUAUUACAACUACUUCCACGGCCGCUCUCCCAUCGGGGGUUUGGCGGGUGUGAAGAGGCCGGCCGAGGAGCCCAUCGAUCGUACGUCGGGGAGAAAGAACCAAGCGGUCACGGCGAAAGCGUUCAGCUCGCCCAAAACCGACACGGACACCAAGAGAGACGUUCCGGAAGAGCGCUCGGAGAAACCUGGCAGCGUAAACCGAGGCUGCAGCGUCUGUAAUAAACACGUCCACCUCGUCCAGAGACACCUGGUGGACGGGAAGCUCUACCACAGAAACUGCUUCAAAUGCAGCGAGUGCUUCAAUAUUCUGCUCUCGGGAACGUACAAACCUGGAAAAGAGCCCAACACUUUUAUCUGCAAGUCGCACCAAAAUACACAGAAGGCUCCGCCCGCUCAGGUCACACCACCUGCACGCUACAACCAAACUACACCAACCAUCACCAAGUCACCACCCACCCCAAAGGACAGCGCUCUCAAGAGUCUGGGAAAAGACUCCACCCAGCCUAAGCUCGGCUCGCUUUGGCCACUGAGUAAGAACGAAACCUCAGAGGUCCCUACGCCCGCCCCUACGCCCGCCCGUACGCCCACCCCUACGGCCACCCCUACGGCCACCCGUACUCCUGCCCCUACACCCACCCAUACGCCCACCCCUACACCCACCCAUACGCCCACCCCUACGCCCACCCGUACUCCUGCCCCUACACCCACCCAUACGCCCACCCGUACUCCUGCCCCUACACCUACCCCUACACCUGCCCCUCGCUAUAAACCCCCAGCUUCUAAUUUAGUGACCGUGACGGUGAAAAGUCCCGCCGAACAGAAAGUUCUCGCAGAGGUUCCUAAAGGCCCGAGCAGCUCAGUCCAGAGGAACCUGGAGGCCAGACAGAGAUUCUUCGAGUCCAGUUAUAGCCCCGUGAGCUCGGGAUCGGCCUCGACAGACAGUACAGCGACCCCGGCUAAUGAAAAGCCAGUAGCAGGAGGUGCGGGAGCUGCCGGAGGUGCAGGUAAAGGCAAGCUGCUGCAACGAGCCGACAGCUGGACGAAAGGAAAGGAGAACGAUGGCGAUAAGGGGAAAGCGAAGUCCAUCAUUAGCAAGUUUGUGACUGACGAGACCAGCAAAAACAGCAGCACACCUUCACCACAUGCCGGACUGAGAACUAAUGCUAAGAGUAACAUUUCUCCCGUACCCGCUGCCAGCAAAGGGCCGACCACCAGAGUGCGGCUGAAGCCACCGAAGAUAGAUGUAGAACUCGGUACAAACCCCAGUUCAGAUAAAACCUCCAGCUGUCUGAGUUCCAGAGAUAAAUCCCCACCGAGAGCAGCUAACACACAGCCUUCUGACCACAAGGGAACCGAGAAGGUGCCUUCAGACUGGAGGUCUAUGCUCAAACCCGUGGCCAAGAACACGAUCUCCAGAAACGCCCAAGACACCACACCGUCCAGCGAACCGAAGACGUCUAAUACGGUGCCUCGGCCCUGGGAAUCGCACACAAAGAGCCCUUCUACUGCGUCCGCUGCGUCGCUUUCUAUAACCGGCGACGGCGGCACAAAAUCGCCCUCGGCCGGCGUGCUGGAGAACAGGACGACGCUCGGCCGCGGCAGUGAGGAAAGCCAUGAAGACGGUAACGUCGAAAGCAGCUCGUCACGUGCUGAAAAUUCCUCUUCAGCGGCGGAGACGCGGAAACCGUCGAAGCCGGGUUACAUCCCCCGACAAGAGAUCCUGAGGGAGCUGAAGGACAUCGAGACGAAGCUGGAUGAGCUGGAGAAGGACGGGGUGGAGUUGGAGAAACAGCUGCGACGGUGUGAGGAGGAGAACCAGGAGGACGUGCUAACGAAUGACUUGAUGGUGGACUGGUUUAAUCUCAUCCGACGCAAACAGGUUUACAUCCGGCGGGAGUCCGAGCUGGUCUACAUUGGAAGAUCUCAGGACCUGGAGGAGGAGCAGACUAAUGUCGAGGCGGAGCUUCGGCACCUGAUGGAAAAACAAGAACACUUGAAGACUUCACAAGAUAAAAAGCAAGAAGAGGAGCUGGUGGCCAAACUGGUGGAAAUCGUCAAUGACAGAAAUGCUAUUGUGGACGGGCUCGACGAGGACAGACUGAGAGAGGAAGAGGAGGACGAGCAGUUAAAUAAGAUGAUCCAAAACCUCGACAUCAAGAAAGAAAAGAAGAAGCGAUCGUCCAUGUCCAGGUUGUUCAGGAGGAAGAGUAAAGGCGAGGCCGCGGAGAACUGAUCACGCCGCUGCGUGCGUGUGCAGAAGGAAGGAAAGCCAUCGUGGACAGGUUUCACGUUGAUUUUUAUCUUCAGGUCUUCAGAUACGUUCAGAAGUCUUUCUUUUCCCCCCCUUUGGUUAAUAGGAUCAUGUAUUACUAGCUCCUGACAACUAAUCUCAUCUUUUAAACACUAUACCACAGAGUAACCGGAAUCUGUGUAUUAUUAUUGUUAUUAUUAUUAGUAGUAGUAGUAGUAUUAAAUUACCUGAUUGUAUGUUGAGGUGUACAGCUGGCAAAAAUGAAGAAAAAUGCGAAAUGUGCUUCCAUAAGGAUCAUAUUAAUAUUACAAGCUGAGAAAGCAGAAUAUAUAUAUAUAUAAUAUAUCAAACGAGCUGUGAUUUGAUGUUUAUCGAGCUGUAAGUACGUGUAAGCAGACUGCCGAGCUAUAAAGCGAUGUACUUCUACCGUACUGCGUUUACUCGAGAACGCGGUGAGUAGAUAAACACUGAUUCAUAUUGAAUCACAUCUGCUGUCCAUCUAAAACUCGAGUCUGUUCUUUUUAAUGUCCAUUAUUUUUUUUUUUUACGGAUCGUUUUAGUCGGCUCAGUUAAACAGCCCUGGAAUAAAUGCGGUGUAGUUCUACAGUGUGACCUGCAGGGGGCGCUCAGUAUCUUACCCUGAGGAACACAGUUUCGUGGUCGUUUUUUUGUGAUUUCUUGUACCGAUUUCCUGGAAGCGUGUGGAAUGUACACGGAGUACGAACAGACCGAACAAUUAAAUCAUCCGUAUAUAUGUUCGGAAACGCCGCCUUCUGGAUCAGCGCCUGCGAGAGAAGGGUUUGUUUUUUUUAAAUGAAAAGGUUGUAAACUAAAUGUAAAAUAUACUGACCUGUAAAAAGAAACGAAUAAAAGGGUUUUUUCACACAA